UUACUAUAUUCUUGCAUGCUCUGAGGAUCACGGAACACAUUUGUGUGCAGAUUUUUGGAGACUUUUGCUGAAAUUUCGUUCUUUGGCCAUUUUGCUGAGCCAGACUUGGACGUUUGCUGGAGUUCCACGGGUCUCGCAGGGAUCCUCUCCUCCCCUCUGCCACCAUGUCUGAGAAGCCGCGCGUGUACCAGGGCGUCCGGGUGAAGAUCACCGUCAAAGACAUGCUGCUGCAGCACCGGGCGCGCCAGGCCAGCAGCAAGAGGCACAAGACGGUUCACUCAGAACUGAAGGAUCUCUGCGUGUCCACGUUUCAAAGUCGCCACGUAGACCCCUCCCCUGCCGUUUCCCCUCCGGUGGAUGUCAGCAGCUGUGGCUCACAGGCACCGUGCACCACUGCCCUCGCUGCGUUCCCGUUGCAAGACGGUCCGUGGAACCUCCAGAUGCCGGUGAGCACGUUCAGCAGUGUCCAUCAGCAUCAGCAGCACCAUCAGUAUCAGCAGCACCAUCAGCUGCAGCAGCACUUCGGGGACGUGGUAUUGCCUAGCAACGGCUACAGCAGCGCAGCCAGGGUGACCGUGGACUACAGCGCCCCCCUGCCACCCCUCCCACCCCUCCCAGCCUCGUCCCCGCUUCCCUGGUGCCACGCAGUGUCCUCGGAUGCAGACUACUACGGCCAUGGGAUGGCCGCCUGCUCCUCAUCGGAGUCUCUGACGCUCUGCAACCCCCCCGACCACAACAGCUACUCGCCGCAGGACUCCUUCUCAUCCUCGUCCUCCUCGUGCUACGACUCCCCCACCAGGAUGAACUGCAGCUACAGCAGCUUCCCCUCGGAGCACUACAGCUACCGGCACUGCGACCCCCGAGAGCAGUGCUGGCCGGACCAGCCGGAGGGCAUGGCCCCCUCCGAGUGCAACCCCUUCUACAGCCCCACAGACUAUCCAUACGCCUGUCCUGUGGAGGAGAGCUACUUCAGGAAGGACUUACCGCUCAGCUCUGAAGUGUGUUACAAUGUUCUAUGAAGAGAAAUGCGGUAGUAUUAAUUCAGCCUGAUUGUAAACACCUUCCAAGUAUUUAGACAGACUGAUUGCUUUAUGGUCUGCUCUGCGUUCGAGCUGCACUGGAGCGUCAGAGCCACGCUGAACGGACGGGGGCCGCCACUAUCUUUUCUCUGUUUUUUAUUUUUUUGGCAACUCAGAUUUAUUUUUAUAUACACAAUGCAUUGCUGCACAAAAUAAAAAUAUGAAAACACACAAAGGUGCUUCAGGUGGAUUCAUGUUUUAAAGAUGUCAUAAAGUAAAAAAAAAAACAACACAAUUUUUAGUUUAGUUUAGUCCCUCAACACUGCAAAAAUGUGGGUGAACUGAAAAUGAUCAGCACAGCAUGAUGGAUCAUCAAAUGGUCAUAUUCCUGGGAG
Cololabis saira (Pacific saury) is the source of this 1414-nucleotide messenger RNA. It is a transcript of the gene pou2af3, whose product is annotated as lnc RNA pou2af1. The record is from RefSeq and is a predicted model, not a curated record. Bases 165 to 1019 code for a protein of 284 amino acids. Gene Ontology annotation, cellular component: cytoplasm. Gene Ontology annotation, molecular function: POU domain binding; DNA binding. NCBI's taxonomy places the organism in Eukaryota, Metazoa, Chordata, Actinopteri, Beloniformes, Belonidae. The transcript is spliced from 5 exons.